AUGAUAUCGUCUAAUAGUUUCGAUUCUAUAGUGUCUGAACAAGAAAUUGAUGUACCCUCGUUAGAUAUUGAUAUGAAUAUUGGUGCCGUCAACAUACUUGGCGUGAUGCCAGAAGAAAAGGUACCGAUGUUUAGUACUGAGUAUUCUUCGGUCGUUAUUGAUAAAGCUCUACAGAAUCGUUUCAAAGUUAAUAAUGGAAGGUCUGCACAAGAAAUCGAUGUACCCUCAUCAAAUAUUGAUACGGAUAUUGGUGCCGCCAACAUACUUGGCGUGAUACCAGCAGAAAAAGUACCGAUGUUUAGUACUGAACAUUCGUCAGUCGUCAUUCAUAAAUUAUUACAAAAUCAUUUGAAAGUUAAUGUAGGAAGUUCGAAAAAGAAUUUAAAAUCAUCCAAGCGUAUCGAUGCACAGUCUGAAACACAAACAUCUAUCUAUUCAUCUCCAUUUUAUUCGUCUUCAACUGGCUAUAAAAUGAGAGCUCGUCUUUAUUUAAAUGGUGACGGAAAUGCUCGUCGCACACAUAUGUCAUUCUUUUUUGUGCUGAUGCGAAGCGUGAACGAUCCGAUUCUUCAAUUUCCGUUCAACUAUAAAGUCACAUUUUGUUUGUACGACCAGACGCCUGCACAGCGCCAUAUUAUUGAUUCAUUUCGACCAGAUAUUCGAUCGAGUAGUUUUCAACGACCACGAUCAGAUAUGAAUAUAGCCAGUGGUAUACCGAAAUUUUUCCCGUUGGAAGUAAUUCAACAGGAAGGAAAUCCUUAUGUACGAAACGACACAAUGUUCAUCAAAGUGAUGGUUGAUUUUGGUGAUAUACCUAAAACGCUUUUGCCUUUUGCUUUGAGUCUCAAUUCAGGUCUACGAACUCAUAUUCAACAAAUGAUAAUCAAGCAAGAAGCCAAACGAAGAUCUCAACAGCAGUCUGACGAGCAGCCGCAUAUACCUCCCAACUAG
This is a messenger RNA of Rotaria sp. Silwood2, 951 nucleotides long. The record is from the annotation of a GenBank genome assembly. NCBI's taxonomy places the organism in Eukaryota, Metazoa, Rotifera, Eurotatoria, Philodinida, Philodinidae.